AUGGACGCUAACACGGAAACGGUGAAGGAGCGGUCUCUCGCGUGGGACAAUUUAAUCACAAAAGACAUCAUCAGGCACCAAAAGUCGGCGCAGACGGACACGCCGGCGACGGAUGCCGUCGCGACGGCCGAGGCCGGCGUCGAAGCGGCGGCCGACUGGGAGGAACGGCUGGCGGCCCUGUUGGAACUCGCGGAUUCGCGAGCAAAGGAGGAAGAUCGACUGGUCCGGCGGCAGCAGCGUGAAAAUGCGGACAGACAGAGGGAUGUGGCGCAAGGGCAGAAGAAGAAAGCGGCGAACCAGCGACAGCACCAGGCUCUGGUGGAGAAGCUCAACUCUGUGCGUGUGAAGCUACAGCUGAACAACUCCAAAACCACCCGCAAGAAUUUCCAGUCCAAGAAGAGGGAAAUCGGCGCCGAAAAAGCCCGCGCCGAGGACGAGAGAAACAGGCUGUCCAAGGAACUUGAGGAAAUCACCGCUAAGCUGUCAGAGUUGACGCAAGAGCACCGGGAGGAGAAGGGCCGCUGGCAGGAGGAGCUGGAGGAACUAAAGAAGGAGCUGGACAAAGUCCGCCGAGAGGCCGAAGACGGCGAGCGCGCCGCCUUGCGAGACCAGAUCCGAGCCGUAGAAGCGCAGAGAGACCUCGCCUCGGAGCGCGUACGAGCCUGGCUUAUGGAGGCGUCGGCGUACGUGUCGUCGCUGCGGCCCGCCGACCGCCAGGAGAAGGCCGACUGGGCCGACAAGGAGGCGGCGGUACGCAGAAACCACGCCGAGCUCCAGGACUGCUUCCAGGACAACUUGGCCAUGUUGCAGAAAGGACACGAAUUGGAGUCACUGCCACGCAUCAAUGUGCCCGCGCUGCCGUAUAUACCCACGGCCGAGCUGAGGUUGAAACAUAUGAUAUCGCGACUUCCUGCGGCGCCGCCUCCGAGGUUUUACAGGUUGCCGCCCCCUUUUCACCCCCCCUUGCCGUACUACGCCAGACCCCAGUUCUACAUGUCACCCCCGCCGCACGCGAUGGCGAGGCCGCCUUUCAUCCGCCCGGCGCCACCGCCGGCCUACCCCAUCGUUCCGGCCCAAGCGCCACCGCCGGCCUACCCCAUCGUUCCGGCCCAAGCGCCACCGCCGGCCUACCCCAUCGUUCCGGCCCAAGCGCCCGCCGCUCCUUCCGGCACCUUGGACAAGGUGUUGGACAAGCUGGAGGCGCGCUUCCCGCAUUGCACUAGGGUGCAGCUGACGCACCUGCUGCAGCAGGUGAAAAGCAGCCGCGGGACCCUCGCGGGUAUGUUGUUCGACGAAAUGGCGGAGAAGGUAGGCCUGCUCCUGACGCGGGUCGACACGCGUGCUGCGCCGGCCGCCGCGCCGUGCAAGUUGUGCCUGAUGUGCCAGAAAAGCGUGGACCACGAAAGCCGCUACCCGUUACCCUGCGCCCACGCCAUCCACAAAGACUGCAUCCGUGUGUGGAUCCAGUCCAGCGGCAGGAACUCCUGCCCUUUCUGCCCCAAUAUCUUUGAAAAGCCCACCGAGACGUUCGCCGAGCCGCUAAAAGCCGGCGAGACGGAUGCUCCGAGCCGAUCGAGCUCGCCGCUCGUUUUAAGGCGUCAAAAAGAUCCACUUAGUGAGCCGGAUGGAUGA
Molecule: messenger RNA, 1632 nt
Organism: Nerophis lumbriciformis (worm pipefish)
Lineage: Eukaryota; Metazoa; Chordata; Actinopteri; Syngnathiformes; Syngnathidae
Source: RefSeq, a predicted model, not a curated record